Molecule: messenger RNA, 6464 nt
Organism: Ornithodoros turicata
Lineage: Eukaryota; Metazoa; Arthropoda; Arachnida; Ixodida; Argasidae
Product: cell adhesion molecule Dscam1-like
Exons: 1
Coding region: 296-2527 (743 amino acids)
Biological process (GO): cell-cell adhesion
Molecular function (GO): protein binding
Source: RefSeq, a predicted model, not a curated record
GGGACCCAGGGACAUAUGGAUGGAGGUUGCGGAAAGCUCGUCGCAGUUGAUAAGCUUGUUUAUGCCUAAGCCUUGUUUGUGGCGGUCGCUUGGGGAUUGCGAUGGUGGUACAGAAGGUGUCUCUAUAAAACCAACACUAUGUUUUUCGUCCUUAGAAAGGUAGAGGUGAUGUGGCAUUAUGCAUUUUGAAGUAGUACACAUUGCUGUUUGGACAUGAUUGUAGGCAGUAGUGAAUGUGCCAAGUGAAUCGUUCUUUUGGGUUGCCUCUCUAAACAUUCCAUGGUUAACUACAGAAAUGCUUAUGUACAUCUCUCCUGUCAUAUUGAUACUCUUCUCUGGUCAGAGACUGUUAACGUGGGCACAGCAACCUCCCAAGCUUACCGCGUUAGAAGCGCCUAAGGAUCUCGUAGCGGGCGAGAACUUCCGGCUCUCUUGCAACGUACAAUUGGGGGACCCUCCUUUCAAUAUAGUGUGGUAUCAUAACGACAAACGUUUACUGUCGCACGAUUCUGACACGUUAUUGCAAGAAAGAAGUGACUACUCGUCAACUUUGAUUUUCAAGCCAUUGAGUGUGCAUCAUAGUGGUACCUACAAGUGCUGGGUGAACAAUUCGGCAGGCUCUGAUACUUCUGGAGUUCACCUUACUGUCAACGCUGCGCCUGCCUGGGUAGUAGAACCAACAUCUCAGAAUGUUUCAGAAGGCAGUACAGCAUUAAUCCACUGUAAUGCUACAGGCUCACCACUGCCACAGAUAGUUUGGAGAAAACACAAUGGUGAUGAUGUGACUGUCAUCUCUCAGAAUGGCAGGCACCAAGUUUACAGCAAUGGCACUGUCCUCUUCCGGGAUCUCAAGAGAAGUGAUUCUGGAAUGUACACCUGCGAAGUGAGUAAUGGUAUUGGUGCUAACCUGAAAAAGACUGUUCUGGUAUCAGUCUACCAGACAGCACGGGUACAGAUACUUCGUCAAAAUUCAUCUGUUGUAACAGGUGGUUCUGCAAAUAUAACAUGCAUCGCCACUGGAGACCAUCCAUUAACAGUGGUAUGGAUGAAGAAUGAGCAGAGCAUUAAGUCUAGCAGCCACCUCUACGACCGUGUUAUUGUAUCAGAUAGCAGCCAUGAAGAACAGAUUGUGUCGUCCCUACUGAUGAAACAAGUAGAGCCAUCAGAUGCCGGCAAAUAUACUUGUAUUGCUCGAAACAGGUACGGAGAAAACGAGGAGACCUUUCGUUUGAAUGUUCAGGAGCCACCACACCGUCCAACCGCGAUAGAAGUUUCAGACAUAUGGAGUCGUAGUGCAAGGGUCCGAUGGGAAAGCCCUUUGGAUUCGGCAGUUAUGUCGUAUGAAGUUCAAUACUCAUCAUAUCGCAAUGAUGCUGGAUCCAGUGAGACAGUCCACGGCAGUGUCACCACGACUCUCAUUCGAGAUUUACAUCCCGCGACAGAGUACAAAGUUACCAUUUUGGCAAUAAAUUCUGCAGGAACCAGUGAACCUUCUAGCACGGUUCGCUUCAACACAACAGAGGAAGAACCCUCAGCUGCACCCUUGAAUGUACGCAUCGAACGUUCUGGGGCCACGUAUGUAUUGGUUAGUUGGAAUCCACCACCCGAAAGUGACUGGAAUGGAAAACUUCUAGGGUACUAUAUUGGCUAUAGUACUGUUCCUGCCAGUGACCCAAACCCUCCAAAAACUGCUCGUUAUUCCUACCAUACAGUCCAGGUGGGUGAAGAUAGCUUCACUCUACGUGGCCUUGUGAAAGCAACUACGUACAAAAUUAUUGUGAAGGCAUUUAAUGCUGUUGGCAAUGGUCCACAUUCUCCUCCCAAAGAGGUAACAACUUUGGAUGGGGAAUAUCCACCAGCACCACUGCUUAGUGUUAGCAACCUGUAUCAGGGUUCAGUACAGCUGAGCUGGAUGUUUAGUUCACCAGUACAACAACAUAUUACUGGCUAUACUUUACACUAUCGACAAGAAGCUUCAGCAUGGAGAGAGGUGUUUGUGGCAUCAGGAAAGCAGACCACGUACCUUCUGUCUGGCUUGGACCCUUCCAAGGCCUGCCAAGUCUACCUUGUUGCACAUAGUCACCUUGGAAACAGUGAGCCCAGUGAUAUUCUAACAGUACAGUUUGCCCAUCAGAAUGCUCCCCGCUCUCAGUCGCCAUCGCAACAGCCAUCCGAACUCCAGGAGAUAUUGUACAUUGUGGUUCCGAUCAUAACAGUGACUAUCAUGAUUGUCAUCUUGGUGAUUUCAGUCUGCUUCUACCUUUACAUCAAGAAAACACGUCCACCACCACCACCCAUCUAUGCAGACUUCCCGAGGGAUGCGGACUUCAUGUUUGCAGUUACGGGAGACGAGGCGGCGAGUCACCAUAAAGGAACACCAUACUCCACGAUCCGGAGGUCAACAGACAACGAAGGAAUUUAUGAGUCAAUAGUUGACAUGAGGACCUUAUCUUUGCGCAGAAAACAAGCCAACCAAAAUUCGCUGAAGAAGGGGACUAUAGACAUUGUAGACGUCUGUGUUGUUUGAGUGACUUUCUUUUAGGGUGGUGCCUUGACUGGGUAUAGAGUACAGGGGCCAUUUGUGCUGGCAUUUCUUCAAAACACAGAUACAUAUGAGUUCAGAAGAUAUAUUAUGCUAAAUAUAUGUAAAGUUUGGUACUUUGUAAUAAUUGCUGCGCACACAUGCCGUUGACAAAUGUAGUGCUGCCAAGGUGUUGUCUUAGAUAUUUUUGGGAGUGACAGACUUUAGAAAAUGCCACUCUACUUUCAAGUGUACUGCACUAUGGGUAGUGAAUGCUGCUAAGCCACAGCAUUUGUUUGUUCUAAUUCUGAACACUUAGCUGUAUGGAUGCCAACUAAAUGUUCAGAAAGCACUGAAGCUUCAAAGCAUAGGAAGCUUUUGUGCAUUGGCCUAUUACAAAAGACCUGAUCAAACCACAUCUUACUGUGCCUCAGCUAAUGUAAAUAUUAUUUGCUGUCUUUUAGCAGGAUACAAAAAUUCAACGUCAUUAGCACAUGCAAGGGAUUUCAGUGGCGGUCCACUGAUGUAUCUCUCCCACGUGGCUGAUAUUGCCUUUGCUUACAUAACUAAAUUUCCCAAUGCAUUUUCUACCCUAAUUCUUGUACUAUUUACUUGAGGGCAUAUUGUAUUAGUGUUGUACAAACCUCUAUGCAUAGUCACAAGAGUCUCUAGAGUUAUGGACCCCCUUCCCAAAACAGGCACUGUUGGGAAGGUUCUCACAUUUUCCCUCCCACAUUUUGCAUUUCGUUGCCCACAUUUCUGUUGCAGCCUUCGCUUUCACUAGUCCUGGUCAGAAAAUGGAUAAUGAAAUGACAUAAUGUGCAGCAAUUGGUGGCACUGUUGACACUAAUUCAUAGCAUGUUGUAGUGGGAGCUGUCUAUACUGAAACAAUGGAUAUUAGUUUUACUUCACACGGAGGAUUCUCACAGCUGGUUUUUGUAAUGCUAAACCAUACAUUCUUGCAUUAUUACGUGGCUGAUGUCAUCUGCCGCAACAUUACAUUCGAACGUGAUCUGAUGUUGGAUGCUGUGAGAUGAUCGCAGUGUUCGCUCUACUACCCUGCAUUUCUUUUUUCAUGUUGUUUCUUGUCUUAAUACUUAAUCAUGUACAAUAUUAUUUUUGAAAUGCUCUUCUAGCACAUUGUUGAAUAAUGUGCUACAUUGUGUUUCAUGCUGUAUUAUAGCCUUUAGAUUAUGCUAUUGCUGUACCAAAUAUGAUUAUUCUUAUACCUGUAGAGAGCUGUUCUCCAUUGACAUGAAAUGAGAUAAUCUUAAGGAUAAUUCAUCAAGUAAUAAUUGUGAAAAACUGUACAAUUACCAUGUGACUUGCUCCUUCCUUUUGUUAAUUCUGAAUGGAGGAAAAUGUGUUUUUUUAUGUGUUAACAGGGGAGCUACUCUCGUUCCUUACCAACAAUUAGGCAGGACAUAUUUUACCAUCAUAUUACCAGCCCUCAUCUCAAGGCACUUUCACACACACAUCUCACAAGCCAUUAUGCUUAAACUAACACACAGCAUUCAUUAAUCCACUUCUGCAUCAUAUGGCCAUGCAUUGCGCAUCAUUUUGAUGUAAAAAUUUCUAAAUCAUCAGCUGCAGAUGAUUCAAAUUGUUCAUAGCUAGGGUUCCGACUUUUCGGUGUUUUCAUUUGGCAUAAAUCAGGAGGCGCCCACCAGAGCCCUCAAUUUCUGGAAAUUUGUGUGUUUUUCGGAGGUUCUCCGAAAGGCAUCUCCAAAAAAGUCAAAAUUUUCCAGAAAUUGAAAGCUCCGGCAAACAUAUCCCGACCACUGCCAAAUAAAAACACUGAAAAGCUGGAACCCUAUUCAUAGCAGAGCGGUGAUGUACUGUGGUGUGUAUUUGGUUUCGAACUAGUGCUUUGUUGCAAAGGAGCAGCACCUGCCUUUGAGCUGGCGGAAUACAGAUCUGUAAUGAUGAGUAAGGAUGAGUGAAAGUAAAUGGCUGCUGUAGGGGAACAUCUGAUUCACUGACAAGUCAGAGAUUCUCAGGUAUCUUUUAGCAAUCACCUAUGCACAAUUUGGCAGUUUUCAUCUUGUGGUCCUCAUCCUAUCUUGUCUUCUCUUUUCUUAGCAUGUCCUGGGGACAGGAUUUGUGUCAAUCUUGUGGUAGACAUAUCCUGAAAUGUGCUUGUAACACACCCUCGUAAUGCAUUUAACAAUUUGUGCAAAGAUGCUGCUGUUGGCAAACCCUGUCAAUGAAAGGCUAUUUUAAAGUUUUGCCUGUUUGCUUUUGUCACAGACUGCCUACUUGGUGGUGGUAGUGGUGAUAGGAAUGAGAACAAAUCACCAGCUCAUCAAAUACAGUCAUUAUUGCAACUUUUUUGUUGUUGAUUGUGUGUUGCUCUGUUUGGGGAACUCGUGAAGUUUGUGCUAACUAGCCUCUUAUACAUUUGUCGAUCUUGGUCAGAGAUAAAAUUAUGUGAACAUAGUAUAGUCAGAUGAAAAACAUGUGAUUGCCUUUGGCUGCUCAUAUACGUUAAUUAUCGCUCACUACUACGUCAUUCUUUAAACUACGCUUUUGUGCUUUUGCAGAUGUGUAACUAUAUUGGUACAUAUUUUCAGCCAAGAGGCACAUGCUAGUCGUCCCAUCUAGUGUAUAUUGAUGGCUGCCUUUUACUGGAAGUACUUUUCACUACUACACAUUUUUGUGUGGUUUUAAUAACUUUGUAUGUUGUGUAGAACUGAAAUUUGUGCAGAUGGACAUACUGUAUAUGCUUGUGAGUGCGUGUGUAUACUUUGGAAAAGCAUUUCAUCUGCCUCUAUACUCCAGAAAGAAAGAGACAGCUUAUAUAUGGUGUAUUUGGCACACCAACGGUAGUAAAGCUGGUAAACAUGUGCUCGUGCCUUGCGUUGGAUGCUUUAGCGUGAAUUGUGCAUUUAUGUGUACUCAUUUGCCUACAACAUUAGGUUUGUACUGCACAGGUCUAGAGGGUGGCCCAAAAAUGUGUAAAAAAAAUCGCAUCGCACAAAAGUGUGCAAUCAAUGGCACAGGACUGUAACACUUUUUCCUACCUAAAGAGCACUUUUUGAUGGUUUUAAGCUUUCCCGUAAUUUUUUUGGACCAUAGAUAAGGAUGUUGACAGACGAUACCUUUCUCUUUGAAAAAGUAGAAUUGCACGUGUUGUUUGCCCCGUGUUGUUGCAGGCCUGUUGCGUUCUCGUGAACCUAGUUAGCUAUAAAAUUGAGUAAAAAAUCUGUUCAUUGCUUAUUAGCUAAGUAGCAGCAAAAACAAUUUCUGACUUCCCACACAGACAAGGGAGACACAUUAUUCAGUAUGUAAAGCUCAUGUUCAAACGUGAUAAGUGACGAAUAUGCUGUUUAUUCUAGAAAGGAAAAUGUGCCUUUGACAUCAAAGCAAAGCUUGAGAUCAGCAAAACUGCACAAACGAGUGGUAAAAAUAGUUUGAGAGUCCAUUAUAGUUGACGAUACAUUUUUAAAACAUCAUUUUCAUAGAUUUCUAACAAGCACACCCUGUAGAUGUAUAAAUCCUGUCCUCUUAACUGGGCGCCUUAGGAGGUGCCAUCAGUAGAGACUGGAUUUUUAGCACGUGAACCUACUUUUUGUGAUGGUCCUGAUACUAAUAUGAUGUCAUGAGGACUGUAAAAAGUACUUGUAUGUGUUUCAUUAUGAUAACUCUGAAUGACCUGGGAUUGGCCACUCAGUAAAGACAUGAAUCUUACAGAUUUUGUUCAAUAUGUGUACAAUGAAGAAGUGCGAUUUUUCUGCUUGUCAUGUCCAAAAGCAUUUCCUUUAUGCCAUUAUGCUCGACAAACCAAACACAAUACAUAUUUACUGUUGCCCCCUAAUUUGCCCAUUUUGGUAAAAAUUUUGUCUGUAAAAGCUGAUCUCUACAUAUUAAACACUGAAUGUGACCAUACACUUUUAAGAUAAGAAACCAGUGCUGUGCAUCUAAUAAAAUGUGGUAGACAAGA